Messenger RNA from Hydra vulgaris (swiftwater hydra), 1927 nucleotides. Its product is annotated as cholesterol oxidase. NCBI's taxonomy places the organism in Eukaryota, Metazoa, Cnidaria, Hydrozoa, Anthoathecata, Hydridae. Gene Ontology annotation, molecular function: oxidoreductase activity, acting on CH-OH group of donors; flavin adenine dinucleotide binding. The record is from RefSeq and is a predicted model, not a curated record.
UAUUAAAAUAGCUAGAUAUUAAAAGCAAAAUAUUAUAUUUGUGAAUUUUAUGUUGAAAUUGCUUUUGAAAACAAAUGUUAUGUAAGUUCUGCAGCUUUAAACAAAAUCAGUAUGGGAAACUGUACUGGAAGUCAAUCACCAUAUAUACAAUACAAAUAUACUCCAGUUGGUAAACCAAUCAAUCAAAUUAAAUCUCGAUAUGAUGUUGUUGUUAUUGGAUCAGGUUAUGGAGGGGCAGUUGCUGCUAGCCGAAUGGCUCGUGCUGGUAAAAGUGUUUGUCUUCUUGAGAAAGGUAGGGAAUGGCUUCCAGGAGAUUUUCCAGAAUCAAUGGAUGAAGCAAUUAAAGAAAUGUGUUUAGUGAAGUAUGAAGAAAAGCAAUUACUUGGUCAUCCUGCUAGUUUGUAUCAAUUUAAUAUAACAAAAGAUAUCACAGUAAUGACUGCGUGUGGUCUUGGUGGAAGUUCACUAACAGAUGAAGGUGUUUCGUUAGAUUGCAAAUCAAAAGUGUUUUAUGACCCAGUUUGGCCACAACUUUUUAGGGAAGAUUUAACAAAUUUUAAUGGUACUGAUCGUACCCAUGCUCAAGAAAUGCUACGGCCAUGUCCUUAUCCAGAUGAUUACCCCCCUCUAAAGAGAAUGAAUCAAAUGAGAGGUACAAUUAACAGUAUCAAUAUUAUUGAUGUAGAAGAUAUUCAUGAAACAUUUUACAGAACCCCAUUAAAUAUUAAUUUUACUGACUUGCCACAUAAUCAUGUUGGUUAUUCACAACCUGCAUGCAAUGGUUGUGGAAAUUGUCUAGCUGGAUGCAACACUGGUGCAAAAAAUACCUUAGUAACAAAUUAUUUACAAGAUGCAAUCAAUUAUGGCGCAGAAAUAUUUACUAAUGUUGAAGUUCAAACUAUUCAAAAGGAUUAUACUUCAUAUCAAUGGCAAAUUGAAUAUAAUAUUACUGGUAAAGAAAACAACCAGCCUAAAGUUGUUCAAUCAAGUUUUGUUUUUUUGUGUGCUGGAUCUCUUGGUUCCACCCAAAUUCUUAUGCAGUCUAAAUUACAAGGUUUUGAAGUAUCUGACCAACUUGGAAAGAAAUUCAAUGGAAAUGGUGGAUUAUUGGCGGUUAGUUAUUGCAGUAAAAAAGAAAGUUCUUUUGCUACUGGUUUACGCACUGGAAUGUACAAAAAAGGAAAACUUCCCAAAGGCUGUCAACAACCUCCUGGUCCAGCAGUUACAAGUUUUAUAGACAUAAGAAAAAAGCGAAGUGGUUUUAUGUUAGAAGACUUGACAGUACCUAGUGCAUUUUUACCACCAUAUAUUGUUGGAUCAGCAAUGUCAUGUGGUGCUGUUAAAAGACCAGAACCUUUUCCACAUGGUCAGCAAUGGCAUGCAAUGCUAAAAAACAUUGGAAGGGAAGGAAUUGAUAACACACUUGGUUUGUUUUGCAUUACCUCAGAUGAAGCUGACGGUGAAAUAGCAUAUGAUAAAGAAAUAAAAAGAGUUUAUGUAAAAUGGAAUAAUGAACACCAUCAAAGGUAUUAUUAUAGUGCAAGAACAGGUCUAGAAGAAGCAAUAAACAGCUUAGGAGGAAAUGUUGGUUUCUCACCAAAAUGGUCAACUCAGUUAAGUUCAGACACAUUGACGCGCCAUCCACUUGGAGGUUGCCCAAUGGGAGAGUCAGGUGAAUUUGGUGUUGUAAAUCAUUUCGGUCAGUUAUUUAUUGGAAAUUCAGAAGACACUUAUGAUGGCUUUUAUGUUAUUGACUCCUCUAUUAUUCCCUGUGCCCUUGGUGUAAAUCCUAUGUUCACCAUAACUUGUCUCGCAGAAAGGUGCAUGCGAAUAAUUGCAGCAAAUGAACACUGGAAUAUAGAUUACACAUUGGGCGCAAAAUCUAGUUCAAAAUCUGGUAAAGCGAGUACAGGCUUUUAAAAAAUGU